AUGCAAGUUACACGAUACUUCGACCGAUUUCCGACCUUUGAACACGAUACCUCUGCUCCAAUCCUUGUCGAGUUUAAAAGGCUCUCCCUGCAUCGGAAUUGGAAAAUCGACUCCAAGAGGUAUCGAAAGAAUCUGAGAGCUUGCUUAAGAGAAGAAUUCAGUCAUCAUUACGGAACGAACCAGUCGAGACUGGACUACUGGCAGAGUUUAUGCAUGGAAGUCGGAGUCCUGCCAGCUCCUUCUACCAUCACUCAAUGCAAGAAGGCCCUUAAUACAGUAUAUGUCAAUAUUGUCGACCUUAUUGAUUCAAGACGUACAGGGGUACCGGUCAUCUCGUUUCCAUCGAAAAGAGCGCUUCGUAGCUACUCAAAGACGCAGAACAAGAUCUUCCCAAAGGCAGAGGCAAAGCGAGAUGGAUUUGUCAAGGUGCUGCUCAUAGACAUGCUCUGA
Messenger RNA from Aureobasidium melanogenum CBS 110374, 450 nucleotides. RefSeq lists its product as uncharacterized. The transcript has 2 exons. The coding region runs from base 1 to 450 and encodes 149 amino acids. The record is from RefSeq and is a predicted model, not a curated record. NCBI's taxonomy places the organism in Eukaryota, Fungi, Ascomycota, Dothideomycetes, Dothideales, Saccotheciaceae.